Adineta ricciae is the source of this 1044-nucleotide messenger RNA. Lineage: Eukaryota; Metazoa; Rotifera; Eurotatoria; Adinetida; Adinetidae. The record is from the annotation of a GenBank genome assembly.
AUGGCGAAAUAUAGCUCACUCUUCAUUCUCGUAUGCAUGGCCUGUGUUGUUUAUGGCCAACAAACCCUAGUCGAUGUCUCAACUCAGGCUGUCUGUACUGAGUCUGGCAUACAAAACCCCAGCUAUGAAAACCGUUGGGCACAAGCUGGUCUUGAUACCAAUGUUGACAUCGCUUUGAAAUGUGGUGAUAUCGUUGCAUAUAAAUUAGAAUGGUUUCCAGUUGGUAGUGGAAAAUGGUCCGAUUGGUACGUUGUUGGUGUCAAUGAUAUCGACUCAAAAACCGAUGGAUCGAAAUUAACACUGAAACGCAUGUGGAGUUACUUCGCCGAUCAUCGUCAUAUUUAUAUCACAUGCAAGCAAAAUAAAUUCAAAGGAUGUGCUUAAAAUCCAGGAAAUCCAUGUUUCGGUUCCGACGAGAUCCGACGUGGGAUCCGAUCGGAUCCGAGACCGUCGGAAUCCAAUGCGAUUCCGUCACCAGGAUUGCAUCGGAUCCGUCGAAUUCCUGUAGGAUCCGGUAAAAUUCAGUAUUGGAUCCGAUGGGAUUCGAUGGGAUUCGAUGGGAUCCGGUGGAAUCCGACGUACUUUAUUCAAUGGCUCUAUGCUGUGUAUGUAUGUGAUAACAAAAUCGCAGUUUCGUCAACCAACAGUACACGAUGGCAAGACUUAAACGACUGUAUGGCUGCACACACACAUCAUGGGCUGGAUCGUCUAUUCGAUACAAUUCGUGAUUGCACUACAUAUAUCUUCGAACAUCUACUUGAAAUCUCGAUCUCCAUGUUGAUUAUUUUAUGCACAUACGCAUCAAUCAAUCGAAAUAGCGAUGCCAGUAAUGCGAUGGCAAAUGCUAUCAAUGCUGUUCGUGAUGAUCUCAAAGCAGCUUCGUGUGAAGUUUGGAUAUCCGCGAAGAGUGCUUGUGUCACUCUAUCACAUUCGAUCACCAUUGUAAAAUUAAUGGAAGUUCUUUUAAUUGGCUCAUUUCUCGUAAUUUUACCUAAUGCAUUUCAUUUUCUUCUCAAAACAUACGCUAAACUGGCCAACAUAUAA